This is a messenger RNA of Cyclopterus lumpus (lumpfish), 5205 nucleotides long. RefSeq names its product structural maintenance of chromosomes 6 (gene smc6). Gene Ontology annotation, biological process: double-strand break repair via homologous recombination. The record is from RefSeq and is a predicted model, not a curated record. NCBI's taxonomy places the organism in Eukaryota, Metazoa, Chordata, Actinopteri, Perciformes, Cyclopteridae. Gene Ontology annotation, molecular function: single-stranded DNA binding; damaged DNA binding; ATP hydrolysis activity. The transcript has 27 exons. Bases 141 to 3431 code for a protein of 1096 amino acids. Gene Ontology annotation, cellular component: Smc5-Smc6 complex; site of double-strand break; nucleus.
UGACAGAGAAGUGAAGCCCUUAAACUGUCACGGCUGCAGCUCAGUUUGCGACACACCGACCAGGAAGUCUCCAGAGACAAUGCGCCCUCUUCUCGUCUUAUGGUUGCAGACUGCACGCGCACAAUGUGACUUGUUUCAAAAUGAGUAAGAGGAAAGGCAAAGUGAGAAGUGACGUGACAGCUGUCAUGAGCCGCAGAGUGACGGCUGAUGCGAAGCCCCAGAGACCUUCCUUCAGCAGAGCCACUCCCUCCAGCACCGGAGAUAUCGGCCUCAUCGAGAGCAUCACUCUGAAGAACUUCAUGUGUCACCAUUGGCUCGGCCCCUUCCAGUUUGGGCCCAACGUGAACUUCAUCAUCGGCAACAACGGGAGUGGAAAAAGUGCCAUCCUGACUGCUUUGAUGGUCGGCCUCGGGGGAAAAGCCACCGUCACCAACAGAGGAAUGUCUCUGAAGGACUUUGUGAAAACCAGUGAGAGCGCCGCAGAUAUCACCGUGAAGCUGAGAAACAGAGGACCGGAUGCUUUCAAAAGGGACGCCUACGGCGACUGCAUCUCCGUCGAGCACCGGAUCUCCAGUGACGGAUGCCGGACCUGCAGACUGAGGAGCAAAACCGGUCAACUCAUCUCAAACAAGAAGGAGGAGCUGACCGCCAUUUUGGACCACUUUAACAUCCAGUUGGAUAACCCCGUGUCCAUCCUCAACCAAGAAAUGAGUAAACAGUUCCUGCAUUCAAAGAAUGAAUCCGACAAGUACAAGUUCUUCAUGAAGGCAACUCUGCUGGAACAGAUGAAGAGAGAUUACAUCCACAUCAAGCACACGAAAACAAUCACGCGGCAGCAGGUGGAGAGUCAAGAUGAGUCGCUCAAGGACCUGAAGCGAGAGUUCCUCCAGAAGAAAGAGCGCUACGAACAGCUGCCGUCCUUCAGUGAGAUGGAGCUGGUUUUGGAGAAUCUGAAGAAGGGGAUGGCGUGGUGUUUGGUCGGAGAGAAGGAGCAGCUUGUGCAGCAGUUAAAGGACGACGUUGAAAAGGAAGAGAAUAAACAUCACAAACAUCAGGAGAACCUUCAGCUCUGUCAGACUCCAUCUUUAAAGAUACAGCUGUUCCUUUUCUUCUCUUUCACAAAGUCAAAGGUCACACAAGUAGAGAAGAAGCAUCAGUGCAUCAAGAGCAGGGUUGACAGCAUGAGGCAGGAACAGGAGUCGCUGUCUGAAGACAAUCUGAGGUUGAAGGAACAAGUGAAGGUCGUCAGCAAAGCUCACAAGGAACAGGAGCUUGUUUAUUUCCGAGCUCUGAACAAAUUCAAACAGUCGGAAAAGGAGCAAAACCAUCUUCAGGAGAGAAUUAAUAAGGCAAAAACAAGCCUAAGCCUGAACAAUGAUGGAGACACGGAAUAUACGCUACAGCAGAAGGAAAUAUCCCGUCUGAAGGAGCAGCUUGCAGAACUUGAGACAAAGUGCCCGAAGCUGAAUCAAGAGAUCAAGAACAAACAUCAGGCGCUCUCCAAAGGAAGGGAAGAGCGGGACAAGCUGAGAUUGGAGGAAAGAAACAUCCGGGUCGCGUACGAGUCCAAAGUGAGGAGGAAGGAUCAGAUCCUCGCCAGUCGAUCGAACAAACUGAAGCGGUUUGGAGAUCAGGUGCCCGACCUGCUGGGCUCCAUCGCUGAGGGGUACGCCACCGGGCGCUUUCUCAAGAGACCGGUUGGUCCCAUAGGGGCGUGCAUCAGUUUGAAGGAUCCCAUGCUGGCGGUGGCCGUGGAGUGCUGUCUGCGGAGCUUCAUGAAAGCUUUCUGCUGCGACAACUACAAGGACGAGGCGGCCCUCCAGGAGCUGAUGUGUCGCCACUAUCCGAAGGGCAACAGGCCGCAGAUCAUCGUCGGCCCUUUCUCUGAAAAAGUUUACAACAUUCAAGGACGGAAAGCGGAUCAUCCAGAAUAUCCGUCCGUGCUGGACAUAAUCGCGGCGCCGAGCCCGGUCAUCAUCAACUGCCUGAUUGACAUGAGGGGGAUAGAAUCCAUUCUCAUUAUCAAAGAAAAAGACAAAGCGAGGAGGGUCAUGCAGCAAGGUCGGCCUCCUAAAAACUGCCGUGAAGCCUUCACCGCUGAGGGAGAUCAGGUGUUCUCAAACCGUUAUUACACCUCCGACUUCAGCAUGCCCAAGUAUCUCGGCGGGGAUCUCGAGACCGAGAUAAGUAUGUUGGAGUCAGACCUGGAGAAUCACCAGGCUCAGCUGUCCAGGUUUCACCUCCACGGGACCUCUGUGACUGAGGACAUCGUGAGCAUGGAGAGCAAUCUGAACAACACCAUCAUGGCCCUGAAGAACACUCUGGUCUCUGUGAAUCAAGUCAAGGCAUCAAUAACUGAGCUGGAGACUGCUGGCGAGGAGCACAUCGAUGACAUCAGCUCCCUGGAAGAAGUCGCCCAAGAGAACCGACCCAAGGUGGAGGCCGAAAAGCAGUUUGUUCACGAGGCGAAGGCGGAUCUCGACAAGCACCGGCGCACAGCAGAGGACGUAGAGUCCAAGUACUCUGCGGUUAGAGAACAGAUUGAUCGGCUUUCUGAGGACAUGGAGGCGUUGAAGGAGGAGCAGCUGAAGCUGGAGGCUGAGUGUGCGAAACUUGAACGAACUCUUCAGAUUUUGGAAACCAACCUGAAGGCUCAUCAAGACAACGUCCGAGCGAUGAGCAUUGACCUCGCCGAGAGGGCAGAAGAGUUACAGGAAUACGUGGCCAAAGCCACCGAGAUCAGCCCCGAGCGGCAGCAGGUGACCGGCAGCACCAGGAGCAUCGACAUCGAAAUCACUCGGCUGAAGCAGAAAAUCAAGGUGCACGAGAGCGACCACGGCGAGCAGGAGCAGGUGGUCAGGGAGUACGCCGAGGCCCUCGCUCUCUACAGGGAGAAAACCAACCAAGUGAGAGAUCUGCGGAGGUUCAUCGAUCAACUCGAUAACAUCAUGUCGGACAGGCAGGACAGAUACAAAACAAUGCGUAGGUCACUCUCUGUCAGAUGCAAGUUAUACUUCAAUAACUUUCUGAUAAAGAUGAACUGCUGUGGCUCGAUGGUUUUCGAUCACAACAAUGAGACACUCUCAAUCUCGGUGAAGCCUCCGGGCCGAGAGGACGAUGGUGUGAGUGACAUGAGGUCGCUGUCUGGGGGGGAACGCUCCUUCUCCACCGUUUGCUUCAUGCUCUCUCUGUGGGAGAUCACCGAAUCGCCCUUCAGAUGCCUCGAUGAGUUCGACGUCUACAUGGAUAUGCACAAUCGCAGAAUCUCUCUGGAUCUCCUCCUGGAGCUGUCAGAGCGGCAGCACCUUCGACAGUUCAUCUUCAUCACUCCCCUCACCACCAGCAAUCUGCCCAAAACCAGCCUCAUCAAAAUCCACCAGCUUCAGGACCCUGAAAGAGUUUGUUACGAAACGAUGGAGGAAGAUGUUUGAACUGAGCUCCAGGGACAGAAAUAUAAAGAGUCACAGACACGAGGAUGAACGUUCACGUGCACAGUCGACACAUGUUUCAGUAUUGCUUCAGUAAUUGGUUUCUUUGCUGUGAUGAAUCCUUGAAUGCGUCGUGUCAUUCCUGUUCUGCAGCCUUCAAGAACGUUUGACGGGUUAUAGCACUUGUAUGCGCCAAAAAAAGGCAUAUUUUUAAUAUGCAUUAUUCUGUAUGUCUGUGAUGUAGUAGAUCUUCAUCUAUAAUUCAAGCUAUUUGACACAUUCUGAAGAAAAUAUGAUGGAGUGACAGAAGUUUUGCUGCAAAACAGCAAUGACCCUUUUAUGAAGUAUCUAGUAAUUGUGUUAUUACAAUAUGGUAAUGUGUUAUUGUUUAGAUAUUUAUAAUGCCACCAACUCUGAAGGACUCUGAAGGAUGUUCAUCAGAUGAAUUGUGGUGCGUCUGGGUGUAGAGAUCAAUACUACCUCUAGGGGAACGCUCGCAAGAUUCUCCCUCUUGAUAUUAUUUUUCUUAAUAUUUCUCAUCCAUCAUAACAUUUUGGGCAUCUCAAUAACAUAUACUUUUUUUUUUUUUUUUUUAUGUUACAUUUUUAAUGUUUUGAAAAUGUUUUAAUGAUAUUUUGGUGUAGUUUUACCUCCAGACGUCAGUGUUAAUGUUUAUAAUACGUUUGCUCCUCGAGCAGAUCAUAUUUGUGCUGUGUGACAUAAAACAUGUGCUCAUGAAACUGCCGUUUACCUGUAACCGCCGUGAAGAUCAUAGCCGGUUGUUACAAUAACAUUUUUGGAUUAUCUAAACCCCCUUUUUGUAUCCGUCAUACUUUUCAUCCACAUCCUCACACAUCCAACUCAACGCAGCCUCAGUCUGCAGCAGCGGGCGUGGUCCUCACUUCCCCAUAAAUUACACCUGCUCCACCGUAUCGUUUGAAAAAGCCCGGUGACGGUUUAUUCAUUUUGAUCACUACAGAAUUAAUUUUUGGGGUGCAACACAUGCCACAUGUAUAAAAGAAUACAGUCACUUGUAUUAUGAGGUUCCCAUAUUUGAUAUAAACAUUUAGGAGACAAAUAAAUCUGACAUAGUGACCGAACUGAAAUGUAUAAAUAAUAUAGACUUUAAUAAUGUGAGGGUGGUUUUCACUUAGAGACAGAACAGUGAAAAGCUUCUGCGACCUCCACUCCUUUAAGUGGACUACAAGCUGCUUGCACAGCCUAGAAAUGUUGGAAGUGAAACUGUUGAAAGAGAAUUUCUUCGAUAACUUGAACCCGCGCCGGUCGUCCGAUUUUUUUUAAUUUUUUUUUUUAUCCCACACAGAAACACUCUUUCAAAAGCUUCAUCGAGCGCCUGCAUGUUUUAUGAUUGUUGCAAACGGAAUAGAAGAUGAGAUCUUUCAAUAAAAAGUUUCUCCUUUUACAAAAAAGUUGUAUUAGUAGGAAUGCAGUGUGUCCAGUAAACAUAUAAGAGGCUUUUUUUUUUUUGUUCUCCCUUUUUCUAUUUCUCGCUGCAUUGGAAGUGGAGCCCCUCUCACUGGGUCCCCGGCCCAGAGAGAGAGAGAGAAAGGGCUCCUAGCAACAAGGUCAAAAGGUGAGACUGUGCUCAUUUUGCAGUGCUCUUCCUUUCUGUAAACAUGUUGAUAUGUACCGAGUUAAGUUGUUUUAGUCUAAAUCAAACAAGCAGCCUGAAAUAGAAGCCAAUUAUGGAUCUUUGUGGGGAAUAAUGCAUGGGUACUGUGCCUUAUGACUGUAAUUUUGGGCUUUUCCUCUAUGA